This is a messenger RNA of Rubroshorea leprosula, 1335 nucleotides long. The record is from the annotation of a GenBank genome assembly. Lineage: Eukaryota; Viridiplantae; Streptophyta; Magnoliopsida; Malvales; Dipterocarpaceae.
AUUGCAAAACUGAACCGCCGCCUACACCCAAUCGCCAUCUGGCACCACUUCCGGCAUUCACUUACCGAUAGUAAUGGCGCUCAGUUUCACGUCGACGCCGGCUUCCUCUCUGAGGAUGAACUCUCUCGUGUUCUCUCCCAACUCCGGCAUCAAUACCGGCGCAAUUAAGCAUUCUUUGCCUUUUCACCCCCUUCGUCCCAGGAAAUUGAAGAAGCUCAUUAGUGACCAAAAGAAUGUGAGGAGAGCUCUGCCAAAGGCUAUGUACUCUGAUGAGAUUUGGACCCCGGAGAGUGGUUCUCGGCAAGGAAUUUGGUCCAUAAGGGAUGAUUUGGAAGUCCCAUCGUCUCCAUACUUUCCUGUAUAUGCCCAAGGACAGGGGCCGUCACCAAUGUUGCAAGAACGCUUCCAGAGUGUCGUUAGUCAACUUUUUCAACAUAGAAUAAUACGUUGUGGUGGAGCUGUCGAGGAUGAUAUGGCAAACAUUAUAGUUGCUCAGCUUCUCUAUCUUGAUGCUGUUGACCCUAACAAGGACAUUGUAAUGUAUCUCAACUCUCCUGGAGGUUCAGUAACUGCUGGAAUGGCCAUAUUUGACACAAUGAGGCAUAUUCGACCUGAUGUGUCAACCGUGUGUGUUGGACUAGCAGCAAGUAUGGGGGCAUUUCUUCUGAGUGCUGGGACCAAAGGAAAGAGAUAUAGUUUGCCAAAUUCAAGGAUAAUGAUCCAUCAGCCUUUGGGUGGAGGUCAAGGUACACAAACUGAUGUAGAGAUCCAGGCAAACGAAAUGUUAUAUCAUAAAGCAAACUUAAACGGGUAUCUUGCUUACCACACUGGUCAAAGUUUCGAGAAGAUAGACCAGGAUACUGACCGUGAUUUCUUCAUGAGCCCCAAAGAAGCCACGGACUAUGGUCUUAUUGAUGGCGUCAUCAUGAAUCCUAUGAAGGCUCUCCAACCACUAGCUGCUGCUAGUGCAGACAGUAAUGACUCAUCCAGUGUGUGACAGCAUUAUAGUAAAUCCUCUGCAAGCUCCCCCAACACUGGCUGCUGCUAAUGCAGAUUGUAAUAUCAACCGGGAGAGUCCAGGUGCUAUAAUGACAUCUUCAUUCUAUAGAUGGUCAAGGACAGAUUUGCCCAUGAUCAGAUUUUAGAAUGCUGAAUAAUCUCUAUUGUUUGGAAAUGUGUACGAUUUAAUGUUUAUACUCUACUCUAGCCAAAUUGGAUAUUGAUAAAAAUAGGUUAAAAUUUUGGAAACUGUUAACCAUCUCAUUUUGCCCUUUAGGAUCUGUAUCGUACAAUUGUUGGAGAUUAUCGGUUUGGACUAGGGCAAAACCUGAAGUU